AUGGCCUCGGCUUUAAGCAGCAGCGCGCAGCUCCUCCUGCUCUUCCUCCUCAUUUCCACUUAUUGCUUUCUCUUACCCUCAUCCCUAGAUGCUAAGGAAACUAACAAUAACAGCACUGUAGCGGCAGUAGCCUCGCCGAAACUCUCCUUCAGCUUCGACUUCUCCAAUGCAUCCAGCUACGAAGCAGGCGACAUCCGGUUGGAGGGCAACGCCUCGGUGCACGGCAAUCUGAUCGACCUAGCCUGCGACUCGUUCGGGCAGAGCCCUGACGGCUGCAUGGGGCGGAUGUCGUACAACCACCCGGUGCAGUUCCACGACGACACAACCCUGGCGAGCUUCAACACAAGCUUCAUCUUCAUGAUCAAGCCCAACAACGAACCCGCGCCGGGGGACGGCAUAGCGUUCUUCAUCUCCGGUUACCCAUCAAGCAUGCCGCCCAACUCCAACGGGGGAUGCCUCGGCCUCAUUAACGACGACACCGCAGCCUACGGUGCAGGACAGUUCGUCGCCGUCGAGUUCGACACGUACAAGAAUGAAGACUGGGGGGAUCCCAGCGACAACCACAUAGGCGUCGACAUCAACAGUGUCCGCUCGGCGAACACGACAGAUCUGAGCACCGCAUCAGCUGCUAGCUUGCCGAGCCUGAAAGCAAGAAAUGCCACCAUGACAGCGACAAUCCAAUUUGACGGCGCCACCGGGAUGCUGGUUGCCUCCCUUGGGUUCCAUGGCCAGCCCUCUGUGCAACCCGCUGUGGUCACUUAUGUCUUGCAAGAUCCGGAGUCGUUGCUUCCGCGGGAAGUGGCGGUGGGGUUUUCAGCGGGCACCGGCACUUCCACUCAGCUCCAUCAGAUACUCGCAUGGUCCUUCAACUCCACUCUUGCUGCUCCGACGACUCCACCUAAAGGUACAUAUACGUGCACUGCAUAUAUGCACUCCUUGUUCUUGAUAGAAGCACGUACAGGUGUUCUUGUUGGGCCUUUUACGGCCUUUAAGAAAGAAUUAGCUAGCUAG
Panicum virgatum (switchgrass) is the source of this 1011-nucleotide messenger RNA. RefSeq names its product concanavalin-Br-like. NCBI's taxonomy places the organism in Eukaryota, Viridiplantae, Streptophyta, Magnoliopsida, Poales, Poaceae. The transcript has a single exon. Bases 1 to 1011 code for a protein of 336 amino acids. The record is from RefSeq and is a predicted model, not a curated record. Gene Ontology annotation, molecular function: carbohydrate binding.